Xiphophorus maculatus (southern platyfish) is the source of this 3183-nucleotide messenger RNA. Its product is annotated as oocyte zinc finger protein XlCOF6-like. The transcript is spliced from 2 exons. NCBI's taxonomy places the organism in Eukaryota, Metazoa, Chordata, Actinopteri, Cyprinodontiformes, Poeciliidae. The coding region runs from base 97 to 2439 and encodes 780 amino acids. The record is from RefSeq and is a predicted model, not a curated record. Gene Ontology annotation, cellular component: nucleus.
GUCACAUAGCUCAGAUGGUAGCGUUAGCUAUUGGCCCAGUCCAGAUACCCAGGUUGCAUGGAUUCUACUUUUUAACUGAAUACGUCACAUGCAGCAAUGAAUUAUGGAUUUCUGCAAGUCCGCCUCGAAAAGGACGGAAAUAGGACCGGAGAUGGGCUGGGCGAAGGGCGGAUGUGGAGAAUGUGGGACAAACUGCGAACUCAAACCCUUCAAUAUGAGCAUGAGCAUGAAGAGGGAGGGCGAGUCCUGGGUCAGGACCGCUGUUCCCUUACAAGUUUGUUAGAGGACGGGUUUGGUGUUUCCGUGUUUCCAGUGAAAAUGUCUUCAGUUCCGCCUCAGAGAGAGUUUAUCAACGAGCAGGUAACUCCUGCUGGAGAAACAUUCACAGAGUGGAAAGAAAUCAACGUUAAGAUGGAGGAAGAGAUGGAGGAUCAGCGCAGACUGGUGGAUUUUACCCGGAUACCGAGGAUCAUCUUACACCGGAUAGAUCUCCCACAGUGCUGGGUGUGUAAAGAGGAGGAGGUUCUCAAUGAAUUCAGCAACCAGGAGAGGAAGUCCACUUCAGGUAAAGAAGAACCAGAACAUCAAGAGUUCAAAGAGGAAGAGAAGCAACUCUGCAUCAGUCAGGAUGAAGAGCAGCUUGUGCUGAAACAGGAGACUGAUGACAUUUUGGUGAAUCCUCUUAAUGUGCAAAGAAUCCACAAUGAAACAGAACCACAGAGGAACCAACUCAUCUCUCAUGGCUCUGCUGAGGAUGAGAACCAGGAUCAGGAAGGCAGCAAUUCUGAAGACCCGGGAAAAAAGAGAGACAAAGAACAGAAACAAAAGGAGAAAUAUGAGAAAACCAAAGAGCAGAAAGGCAGAACUGACACUUCAAAACAAAAAAAGCACAAGAAAGCUCACGCAGAGCAAAAAUUAUAUUCUUGUAAAAUUUGUGAUAAAAUCUUUUCUCAAAACAGUAACUUGAUGAGACACAUGAUAACUCACACAGGACAAAAACCUUUCACUUGUUCAACCUGUGGGAAAAGUUACAUACAAAAGGCUGGUUUAAUUUGUCACAUGAGAAUUCACACAGGUGAGAAGCCUUUCUCAUGUGUGACCUGUGGAAAAACCUAUGGCACCAAAAGAACUUUAAAUUGGCACAUUAUGAUUCACACAGGUGAGAAACCUUUCUCAUGUGUGACCUGUGGAAAAAGUUAUCGAAGGAAGUGUGAUUUACAGAGUCACAUGGUGAUUCACACAGGUAAAAAUCCUUUCUCAUGUGUGACCUGUGGAAAAACUUAUCGAAGGAAGUGUGAUUUACAGAGUCACAUGCAGAUUCACACAGGUGAAAAGCCCUUUACUUGUGUAAAUUGCGGAAAAAGCUAUCGAAGCAAAUAUCCUUUAAAUUGUCACAUGAGAAUUCACACAGGUGAAAAGCCCUUUUCUUGUGUAAAUUGCGGAAAAAGCUAUCGAAUGAAGUGUGAUUUACAGAGUCAUAUGAGAAUUCACACAGGUGAAAAGCCCUUUUCUUGUGUAAAUUGUGGAAAAAGCUAUCGAAGGAAAUCUAAUUUAAAUUGUCACAUGAGAAUUCACACAGGUGAGAAGCCUUUCUGUUGUGGGACCUGUGGAAAGAGUUUCAUCUGUAAAGACCAAUUAAAUGUACAUAUGAGAAGUCACACAGGUGAGAAGCCUUUCUCUUGUGGGACCUGUGGAAAAAGUUUCAUCUGUAUAGGUCAAUUAAAUGUACAUAUGAGAAAUCACACAGGUGAGAAGCCUUUCUCCUGUGGGACUUGUGGAAAAAGUUUCACCAAAAAAGACACUUUAAAAGUUCAUAUGAAAAGUCACACAGGUGAGAAGCCUUUCUCUUGUGGGACCUGUGGAAAAAGUUUCAUCUGUAAAGGCCAAUUAAAUGUACAUAUGAGAAGUCACACAGGUGAGAAGCCUUUCUCUUGUGGGACCUGUGGAAAAAGUUUCAUCUGUAAAGGCCAAUUAAAUGUACAUAUUAGAAAUCACACAGGUAAAAAGCCUUUCUCAUGUGUGACUUGUGGAAAAGGUUUUCGAAGCAAAUAUGAGUUACAGAGUCACAUGAAGAUUCACACAGGUGAAAAGCCAUUUUCUUGUGUAAAUUGCGGAAAAAGCUAUCGAAUGAAGUGUUAUUUACAGAGUCACAUGAGAAUUCACACAGGUGAAAAGCCCUUUUCUUGUGUAAAUUGCGGAAAAAGCUAUCGAAGCAAAUCUAAUUUAAAUCGUCACAUGAGAAAUCACACAGGUGAGAAGCCUUUCUCAUGUGUGACUUGUGGAAAAAGUUUUCGAAGCAAAUAUGAGUUACAGAGUCACAUGAAGAUUCACACAGGUGAAAAGCCCUUUUCUUGUGUAAAUUGCGGGAAAAGCUAUAAAAGCAAAUCUAAUUUAAAUUGUCACAUGAGAAUUCACACAGGUGAGCUUAAUUUCUCAUGAACAAGCUGAUAAAAGUUUUUUUUCUAUAAAUGGCAAAUAACUUAUCACAUGAGGACUCACAGGUAGAAAGCCUUUUUCUUGUGUGACUUGUGGAGAAAGCUUCCGCAGCAAAUUUAGUUUAAAUCGUCACAUGAUGUUUCACCGGUGAGGAACCUUUCUCAUGUAGCCUGUGGAAAAAGUUUCACUCAAAAAAAAAAAAAGAGUUUAACUGUACAUAUAAGAAUGGGAUAAUGUGAACCUUAAGUAUCAAAUAGUUUUAUCUUUCAUAAAACUUUUUCAUGUUUUUUAAAUGAGCUUUUAAUCUUUAAGUGUCUUUUAAAUAAUGUACUGUGUAUUUGUAACGUUUUAAAGGAACAAUGCAUUGGAACAUUUUUAGUUUUAGACUUAAACUUUUGUAGUGUGUUUAUUUUUUGUUGUACUUGUACUUUGUUUUAGUUUCAUGAUUACUGUUAGCCGUUCCUGUAUGCACUGGUGUAGUCACAGACAAAUUUUGCUUCAGCAAUAAUGUUUCCUGGACUUUAAUCUACAUAUACACUAUUAUAUACAUUGGAUGUAGAGGUGUCUCAGAAAACUCUACGACAUACACUAAACCAGAAGCAUGGUUCUGGUCUAAUGGUUGACUUGGUUUCUGUAUAUAUUUCUGUACUAUAUAUGUUUUUCUAGUGGUUUAAUGUUAUGUUGUAAUUUUAAAUGUCAUGUUUUCAUUGCUUGUAAAUGUAAAAUUAUCUUUCAACAGAAAUAAAG